UUGGUCGGAAACACUCGCAAAAUCGUCCUUCUCCCUUCGUAUCGCGUUACAUAAUUGUUCGUCCGUCCGUUCGAGCGAACAUUUAUGGCUUACCCCGGGAUUCGCGAUCUGUCAUAACGUGAUAUUCCGACCGCUCCGUAUCGCGCCAUAUUGAUAGCAAAGUGUUUUUAUGACCGCGAAUCCGUGUUUCUCGAGUGUUUUGCAGUUUUGGCGAAUCCCGCGGAUCGUGAGGCAGGAAUUGUCGAGACACGGAAUCUUGAGCGAUGAAAAGUGCACAUGCGAUAUCUGCAAAAUGACAGAGGGUAGUGUGCCCAGAAUGAAGCGCAAUGGUGCGCGACUUUUUAAGAAUCCUCCACAGCCGCAUAUGUGCAUACAAGAUUUUAUACAGGGCACUACUGCACCAUGUUACGUGAAUGUAUUGUCUUGGGAUAAAAUUGCGAUGCCUCGCAAGCCUUCACUGCCCGUGCCGCUCUACGGAGGUAUGAGAGUGCCACCACCUCGCACAAAAACAGAAGCCAUUGUGUUUGCUGUAAUGGCUAAUCCAGAAGUCUUACGAAUGAGUGGCAAGAAUGCUCAGGAUCCAAAGAAGCGUAUGAGCUUUAUCGAGUUAUUACUAGACUUUGUAGAAGCAAUGAACACAGGAGUUUUCUUCAGUCGUCAUUAUACAAUUUUAAAAGAUCGAGAUAUUACGGGCGAAUUGAAGGAAGUUUGGAACGCCGUAUUAGCCAUUCGUGAUAGCGAGCAGCGUCCGCCUCAGCAAGAAACCUGGAUCGACGCUCAACCUUCUGUAUCGCAAUAUCCUCAGUAUCCAGAACAACAGCAGCAGCAACAAGAGUAUACUCCACAACCGCCACAGUAUCAUUCGAGCAUUGCAUAUGGCAGAACUAUUAGUAAUGAAAAUAUGCACUAUGACAAUUACGGUCAUCAGCCUCAAAGCUCGAUAAUUUCCAAAAACGAGCCGAUCUUCAUAUCAGGUCCUAUUAUGUCACAACAGUAUCAUGGUAAAGUUCCUCAAGUACUCUCACUUGAUCGUUAUAAUUAUCGGGAACGUGGUAGAGAAGAUCAAAUCGUGCAAAAUAUUAUUACGGCGCAGCAUCAAUUUCAACCUAGACAAGCAUGGCCACAGUAUGUGAAUACUAAAUAUAUGCAUCCGAACUCGAAUCUGCCAUACGGACCAGCUACAAAUACUCCUCCAGUGAUUAAUCCUCCGAGCCUGAUCAAGCCUUUUCAGCCAUAUGCCCCUUAUCAGCAACAACAGCAACAGCAGCCGCGCAUGGACAAUGUAAUGCACAUUGAUAUGCGUAGGAUGCAGCAACAACAACAGCAGCAAUCACAACAAAUGCACUUGAAUACUGUACAGCCACAGCACGAACAGCCUGGAUCGUUCAAUGUACAAAAUAAUGCGCACAGGACGGGUAGACCGCAUAUGGGAGUAGUUCAGAAAAACAAUGCUACUAAGAGGCAGAAUUCACCUAUGCAUACUUCUUGUACAAAUUGUCAAACAAAGGAAGAUCAAUCCUUCACGAAACCGAAAAGUCCUGUCAAAGUUCUCCAAAGAGAAACACUGAUGGAGCGGCAGGAUAUAACUAAUCAUACGGAGAAUAAUAAAGUUUCAACAGAAAAAACAGAAGAAUCAAAGACUGCUUUAGUGACAGAUCUAAAUGAGGAUUUUAAAAAAGAUGAAAAUGUGGCUGUGGAUACGUUGGAAAAAGAAGAUCUCGAUAAUCCAGAAAAGGCAUAUACUAUUGAUGAUCCGCCGCCAUGCGAAGAGAAGAAUCCUGUAAAAAUAGAUAAGCCUUCAGAAACAAAAGAGACAGAAGCGUCAGCAAUGCAACAACCAACUGUUCAAAAGAAUCCCAACAAGUUUGCCAGAAACAAUGCUAAAACGCGAAAAAUGAUGAAAAAUGACAAGCAUAAUUCUCUUGUAUCGGAUAGUCCGAAGCGCUCGCAGCCAACAAUGAACAGCAUUAUCAAGAGCGUGUUCAAGAUUAAUGCGAGCGGGUCUGGUGAAGAGACGUCUAACAAAAGAAAAGUAAACGGUCAAACGAAGACAGCUAAUGGUAAAACGUGCGAGAAUGAGGAACAAGGGCAAGGAUACACGAUAUUAAAGAAGGAGGCUCAGGAGGAAAUAGUGAGCGAGAUUGCUCAGAUAUCCAUUCAAGACUGCAAGGACGCGACCGAAGUCGGUCCCGUGCUCUCGUGAUAGCCUGAUCUACAGCUGGUAUACAGCUGUGUUAUCACGCGAUCGAGAGCUUUGAUGUAAAUAAAUAGAACAUUAUUCGAUAGAGAAGUCACAAGAAAAUGAAAGAUACUGGAGAGAGAGGAAGAAAGGAGGAGACCUGCCUUUGACGAUCGAAACAUUUACAGAAGAAAUAUUUCGAGUCCUUUCAUUCGGAAUCUACGCGUCUUCCUUUGGGAAAAUUUUGACGGUCAGAUAUCGCGCAAAUAGCUAUGGACAUAGUGUGUGUAAUUCUACAUAUGCGAUGAAUCAUUGUCACAGUGCCGUUGAAUUUUUCGAUAGUCGGUAUCUGAAAGCAUUCAUCUACAAGAGACACUUCGAUAGUCGAUAUUUUAAUUCUUGGCGAUCCACAAUUUUUCAGAGAUAAUCGCAUAAUGUACUUUGAAGUUCUUUUAUUUUCAAAGAAUUUAUGCUUCUUGAAGGCUUGGAGUAAGUUCAGAAUUCGAAAGAAAUAAGAUAGCAAAGUGGAUCAUUAAGAAUUAAUCAGCAGGCUGUGAAAACUGUUGCAAACAUAGUGUAUAUGAUCAUACUAGAGUAACAGUACUAGAGUAAAAUCAUCGUGUCUAUUUAUCAGCUAUCGUCGACUAUGGAAAUGUCAAGAAAGCCAUUUGUUUGGGUACAAUUUGAAUUUUAAUGUAUAGUUUGAUUAAUUAAUCACUUUUUUUACA
Messenger RNA from Camponotus floridanus (Florida carpenter ant), 2907 nucleotides. RefSeq names its product probable serine/threonine-protein kinase DDB_G0280133. Lineage: Eukaryota; Metazoa; Arthropoda; Insecta; Hymenoptera; Formicidae. The record is from RefSeq and is a predicted model, not a curated record. Bases 170 to 2203 code for a protein of 677 amino acids. The transcript is spliced from 4 exons.